AAGCGGCGGUUGCGGAAGGAGAGGAGAGUUAGUGCUGCUGCUGUUGUUACCGGAGUGGGGUCAUGGACAGGCCACCGCUGCAGCACGGAGCCGUGUGUGGCCCCUGGGAGAUGAAGGACCGGCUGGGCACCGGGGGGUUCGGCAACGUGUGUCUGUAUCAAAACAAAGAAACUGCGCAGUUGAUAGCUGUCAAAUCAUGCCGACUGGAGCUGAGCGCAAAGAACAAAGAGAGAUGGUGCCAGGAGAUUCAGAUAAUGAAGAGAUUAAAUCACCCAAAUGUGGUGAAAGCAUGUGACGUGCCUCCUGAAAUGGACUUCCUAGUAAAUGAUGUGCCCCACUUGGCGAUGGAGUACUGCUCUGGAGGAGACUUGCGCAAGCUUCUGAACAAGCCAGAAAACUGCUGUGGGCUUAAGGAAAGUCAAGUGCUAAACUUAAUAAGCGACAUAGGCUCUGGAAUUCAGUAUUUGCAUGAAAAUCGAAUCAUCCACAGAGAUCUUAAACCAGAGAACAUUGUUUUGCUUGACUGUAAUGGAAAGACUGUCCAUAAAAUUAUUGACCUGGGAUAUGCCAAAGACCUUGAUCAAGGAAGUCUCUGUACUUCGUUUGUUGGUACCCUGCAGUACUUGGCACCAGAACUCUUUGAGAACAAAUCCUACAGUGUGACAGUGGAUUACUGGAGUUUUGGGACGAUGGUUUUCGAGUGUAUAUCUGGUUUCAGACCAUUUCUCCACAACAUGCAACCAUUCACCUGGCACGAGAAGGUAAAAAAGAAGGAUCCAAAACACAUUUAUGCAUAUGAAGAUAUGUCUGGAGAUAUUAGAUACAGCCACAAUCUGCCGUUGCCCAACAAUUUAUGCAGUAUCAUCAGGGAGCAGUUAGAGAUUUGGUUACAGUUGGUACUGAAUUGGGACCCUCGAAAUCGCGGGGGAGGGAUAGAUCCUCAGACAAACCGUCCACGAUGCUUCUUGCUACUGGACAAUAUACUAAACCUAAAGAUUGUGCAUGUUCUGAAUAUGACCUCUGCUAAGAUUCUCUCCUUUCUCCUGCUACCCGAUGAGAAUCUGCUUUCCCUACAGUCUCGUAUUGAGAGGGAGACAGAUAUCAACACCUGUAACCAGGAACUCCUGCUAGAGAUGGGUGUAUCACUUGACCCACGAAAGCCUGCCUCCCAGUGUGUCAUAGAUGGAGUGAGAGGAUGGGAUAGUUAUAUGGUAUACUUGUUUGAUAAAAGUAAAACGGUUUAUGAAGGACCCUUUCAAUCCAGAAGCCUGUCAGAAUGUGUUAAUUACAUUGUGCAGGACAGCAAAAUCCAGUUGCCAAUUCCACAACUGCGGAAGGUUUGGGCAGAAGCAGUUCACUAUGUUUCAGGACUAAAGGAGGACUACAGCCGUCUCUUUCAGGGCCAGAGGGCUGCUAUGCUAAGUCUGCUGCGCUACAAUACCAACCUCACCAAGAUGAAGAACACUAUGGUAUCUGCAUCACAACAACUAGAAGCUAAGCUGCGUUUUUUCAAACAGAGCAUCGAUAUAGACCUGGAACGCUACAGCGACCAAAUGGCUUAUGGGAUCUCUUCAGAAAAGAUGCUGAGGGCCUGGAAAGAAAUGGAAGAUAAAGCAGUCACGUGUACAAAGGCUGGUCAGAUUAGUUUCUUGGAUGAGCAGAUCAUGGAGCUUCAUACAGAGAUUGUGGAACUGCAGAGGAGUCCAUAUGCACGCAGACAAGGAGAUGUGAUGGACCAAUUAGAAAAAAGAGCCAUAGAACUAUACAGACAACUGAAGCAAAGGAAUUCUACUCCAGAUAAUGCCUACUGUGACAGCACUGAAAUGGUGAAGAUAAUUGUGCAGAUGGUGCAAAGCCAGGACAGAGUACUGAAAGAGCUAUUUGGACACCUAAGCAGGCUUUUGGGAUGCAAGCAAAAAAUCAUUGUUCUGCUUCCCCAGAUCGAAAUGACUGUGAAUAGAAUUAAAGAGGCAGACAGUUCCCUCAUGCAAAUGCAGGCAAAGAGGCAGAGAGAAAUCUGGCACCUUUUGAAAAUUGCUUGUACGCAAAGUUCCGCCCGUUCUUUAGGAGGUUCCAGUAUAGAAACAUCUGCAACUUCUAGGACCACCGGCUGGCCUGAUAAAAGCCUUCCUCAGCCACUUUCCUCAAUGCUAAUAUCCAAAGAGAAGAGCAGGGAAACCUGCAGGAAAGUGAUUGAUGAAAACAUAACUUAUCAGAAAGAGCUCAGCACAGUAAUUCUAGCAGCUACGGUGGAACAGGAAAAUAGCAUAAUGAGUAUGGAUUGGAGCUGGCUUCAGCAGUGAUUGGAAGAAGACAAGAAACCUCCAAGAGCAAGACAAAACAUGGAGCCGCCUCUCUUUAGUCUAACGAAUGUACAUCAUCUUCUCUUCAAUGUGGGAUCCAUCUCCACCAGAAAGAUUCUCUGCAUGUGGUGUGAAAUAUUCAGGGUUCAGAUUCUGAAAUGAUUUGUCUGCCUAUGUUUUCUAGUAAUGUGGCAGUCUAAUUUUCUUAUUUCUCUUGCACUUUGCUAUGUAUAAUUUUAUUCCAUUUUUGUAUGAAGUGCAGUGUUUCUAAGUUGCGUAUUACAACUGUCAAGUGAAACCACAUGCAAAAUAUGUAUGUGUUUUAAUUGCCAUAUGACAUUCUAUAAUGUCAUUAUUAUUUUUUUCCUCUGAGAGGAAGCGAGCUGGCCCCAGGAAUAUGUAAACUACAAACCUCUCCAUAAAGUGGAAUUAUUUUUUUAUUUUUUUUUAAAGAUUUUAAUUCGUGCCUUAAAUUUUAAGAAAUUUUAAAUUAAUAUCCCACAUAACAAUCUGGGCUAUUUUUGUGACACUUAACUUUUUGCGAUGUAGAGUAUGCUGCUGAUGUGAGGUUUUAAGAGUUAUUCACCAAAGUGAGGAUUGUCAAGGAAUUUCCAAUUUAAGGCCAAAAUAUUCUAACGGGGGGGGGA
Messenger RNA from Pelobates fuscus (common spadefoot toad), 2950 nucleotides. It is a transcript of the gene CHUK, whose product is annotated as component of inhibitor of nuclear factor kappa B kinase complex. Bases 63 to 2303 code for a protein of 746 amino acids. The record is from RefSeq and is a predicted model, not a curated record. Gene Ontology annotation, molecular function: ATP binding; IkappaB kinase activity. The transcript has 21 exons. Gene Ontology annotation, biological process: tumor necrosis factor-mediated signaling pathway; peptidyl-serine phosphorylation; positive regulation of transcription by RNA polymerase II. Lineage: Eukaryota; Metazoa; Chordata; Amphibia; Anura; Pelobatidae. Gene Ontology annotation, cellular component: IkappaB kinase complex; cytoplasm.